This is a messenger RNA of Apodemus sylvaticus (European woodmouse), 1366 nucleotides long. It is a transcript of the gene Akirin2, whose product is annotated as akirin 2. The transcript has 5 exons. Gene Ontology annotation, cellular component: chromatin; nucleus. The coding region runs from base 86 to 691 and encodes 201 amino acids. Gene Ontology annotation, biological process: positive regulation of transcription by RNA polymerase II; positive regulation of innate immune response. The record is from RefSeq and is a predicted model, not a curated record. NCBI's taxonomy places the organism in Eukaryota, Metazoa, Chordata, Mammalia, Rodentia, Muridae. Gene Ontology annotation, molecular function: transcription coregulator activity.
CCCACACCCACCGGGCACCUCGGAGGGCCCGUUUGCCCCCGACCUUCCCGGCCCCGCCCGAGCCGGGCCUCGGCUGCCCGCCGCCAUGGCGUGCGGAGCCACUCUGAAAAGGACUCUGGAUUUCGACCCACUGCUGAGCCCCGCAUCUCCGAAACGGAGGCGGUGCGCGCCUUUGUCGGCACCGGCUUCGGCUGCCGCCUCCCCUGCCGCCGCCACCGCCGCCGCCGCUGCCUCGGCCGCCGCCGCCUCGCCGCAGAAGUAUCUCCGGAUGGAGCCUUCCCCCUUCGGCGACGUCUCCUCCCGUCUCACUACAGAACAAAUUCUGUACAACAUAAAACAGGAGUAUAAACGUAUGCAGAAAAGAAGACAUUUAGAAGCUAGUUUUCAGCAGACAGAUCCAGGUUGUAGUUCUGAUUCACAGCCCCAUGCAUUUCUCAUCAGUGGACCAGCAUCACCAGGGACUUCAUCUGCAACAUCCUCACCAUUAAAAAAAGAACAGCCCUUAUUUACUCUAAGGCAGGUUGGGAUGAUAUGUGAACGUUUGUUGAAAGAGCGGGAAGAGAAGGUUCGAGAAGAAUAUGAAGAAAUACUGAACACAAAACUUGCAGAACAAUAUGAUGCAUUUGUGAAGUUUACGCAUGAUCAGAUAAUGCGGCGAUAUGGAGAACAGCCUGCUAGUUAUGUUUCAUGAAUCGAGAAUUUUGCAUUUGUGGGCUGCCUUUUCCUUUUGAGUUGUUGCAGGAGGUCCCAGCUAUGACAUGCAGCAGUGCCAGUACCCAUCUAUGAAUACAGGUUAUCUCAAGCUUUCGUCAGUGGCAACCGCUCUUAGGCAGCAGCAAUUGGUUUUGGAAAUUUCCGUGAUGUCAUUACCACCGGGAUGUGGACCUUUGCUACUUGUAUUAAUACCAGUGGCCUCGUUUUGCUGUAUCAUUACAAUUUGGCUUCUUUAUAUUAAUGUUUGAAAGGGAUUAAAGCUGGCAUUCUAGAACAUGCCCUUCACUGGUUAUGUAAAUAAAACUGUAGAAUGGCACGUCGGAUGAAGUUAGUGUGAUUUUAAUUGUGCACUACAACCAAGCUGUAACCAGUUACUAAUGACUUAGAAUGUAAUCCCAGGACAUGUAAGCAGUUAGUCUACAGUACUUCUGUGAGAUAGUGGAGGAGGAGGACGGCAUUUCUGUAUUCAGGACUUUUCUUGGGGUUUCAGAAUGGGUUUAUAUGAUUUCCUUUAUUAUUAUUUUUGGUAGUUUUAUUUAUUCUAUCAGUCUUUUUAACAAAUGUUUAUUGCUGCGCCCCUCCCCAGUGUAAUAUUGGUUUACUGCCCUUGUAGCACUGGAGUUUAGUUGGAAAAAUAAAACAUUUACUUCUA